AAGUUCAGAAGGCACUUCAAGCAGAAUCCAGAAAUACGGACGUCCAUGGAAGGAUUGGGCAUGGAGAGAUCGGAUAUCAACCUCCAACAUAUUCACAUGAGCAGCUCUGGCAACAGGAGAACUCUUCAGCUGUCCUGCCAAACGUGCAGAUCCAACAGCUCGAGGCACGUGCAAAUGAGGAACAAUCACCCGGAACGGAUAACGCGCAACACCGUCAGCCACGUGAUUUCAUGCAACGGAAACAUGAUGUACAUCCGAGCCCAACAGAACAUAACCAAGAUGCUGCUCCUCGUAUCCUCAGUGUUCAUACUGCUGAACCUACCAAGCUACGUCAUACGUCUCUACGUAUUCGUAUGCUUCUCGCUGUGGGGCCAGGAAGCUCCUGCUUCCUUGUGGUGUCUGCAACAAUUCUUCAUGCUCCUCUACUACACCAACUUCAGCAUCAAUUUCCUCCUGUACUCAGUUUGCGGGAUCACCUUCCGUCGCUGCAUGUGUCAACUUGUGCGCAAGAAUUUCAAGCGUUUGCCUCGCUACCGCAUGAACCCCCAGCCGUACACCUAAACGGCCCGAAAGGUAACAAUUGGCAGACUCCCUGCUCACGAACGGAGAGAACUGAUAGCUGGACGUGGAUGACGACGAAAAGGCAGCUGGAAAAUUAGCUGCAAAUACAACUCUUCCAUAAUUAUUUAUAUGAUCUUGUUAAUUGUUACAUUCAUAAAGUAUUAAUGUAUACUUCUGUUACGUUCACUAACUGUCCAGAUUAAGCCUGACGACAGGAAAGACACUGAUUGCCAGGUUAUAGUUUUGUGAAUCUUGAAUAACUGCAAUGAUCAGCAAACUGAACACACCCAAUGAAGAAUAUGGUCGACUUAAGAUGCUGGAACAGAUCACAAAGAAAGCAGACUGUGCUAUGGUAAACUUAGUGCGAACGUUGAGAAAAAUGGUGCGGUAUCUAGAAACUGUAAUUACAGAACUGGAAAUAUAUAUAUUAUAUGUGUGUAAAUAUUAUAUUAUGAAGUAUAAAGAUAAAAAACGACAUAACGAAACUCAACACAGAAUUUUACAUGAAAGUAUACAAUGUACAUAUAUUAAUGUGAAUAUUUGUUCCAUUAUAGCAUACAGACAUACAGUCCUAUUACUUUAUGGUGACCGCCGAGUUUUGGCUGAUCAUGAAAUUUCGCCGAAUACACCCUGAAAAUAUUACCUCUUGGGGGACAUAUGGGUAGACUGGCAGGUGGAUAUGUGUUAGACAAUUCAAGUCAAGAAUUUUGCAAACGUAAAAUACAUUCAGAAUUUCUGGGUUCUUGAAAUUGUUCAAGCAUCCGGUAUUCUAGAAAACACGACGUUUUGGAAACAGAUAAAUUUUCCGAAACGUCGUAUUUCCUAUUUUCUACAACACCUGCCGACGGAAAAAGUAAAAAAAAAAAAAGCAAUUCUGAGUGUUAUACACUAUCGUUAGAAGCUUUUAGAAUCUACUUGUAAAAUCCAUUGAUUAUUAAAUGCUGCCACCUCAAAUAAAUUACAAGGAAAAUCUGCGAACACUAAAAGACUGACCCGUCUAGUGGAGCUCAGUGAAAAGAAAUGACCGGCCUAGCGGCGCAACAAUGAAAACCAUGCACGCUACUAAAUCAAUGAAUAAUGUGCCAAAUAAGAGUUUGUAUUUCCCAGCAUCUGUCACUGCAUCUUGUUCCGCCACUAAUAUAGAAGCUCAGUGUGUAACUUUCCGCCGCACAUUUUGGCUUCUCUCUCUUCAAGCGCCUACCAAAAACCGCAAUAAAGUAAUUGGAUACGUAUGUUCAAACUAGAUGUAUAACUAUUACAAUUGUUCAUAGAUUAAGAUUUUACUACAACACUAUAAAUAGCAUAUCUAAAGAAAAAAAUAAUAUCAAACACAAAACCAAAGAUUUAUGUUUUAAAUGUUCAUAAAUAAAGUUGUGUGUCAUUUUA
Molecule: messenger RNA, 1947 nt
Organism: Cryptotermes secundus
Lineage: Eukaryota; Metazoa; Arthropoda; Insecta; Blattodea; Kalotermitidae
Exons: 5
Coding region: 231-659 (142 amino acids)
Source: RefSeq, a predicted model, not a curated record